GCACUUCUCACUUGUAUGCAGCAAACCGGAACAGGCUGCUGAGUAGGUCGGCUUUAAAAAUGAUCAAAUCGCACACAGGGUGAAGAGAAAAAAAAGCUGAUGUUUAAUGGAACUUCUCAAUGGAUGUGAAACGGAAGAGCUGUAAUGUGGACAGAAAUAUCAUGGAUAUUAAGGAGGAGAACUGUGAGUUGGAGUCCAUCUACCUUAAACAGGAAAGUCUGUGCAUUAAGGAGGAGAACGGUGAACUGCAGGCAGUGGGCAUUAAAGAAGAUGAAGAAGAGAGGUCCAUCAGUAUUGAGACGUUUAACCAUACAAAUCUGGACAGUGUAAAAGAAGACGACCUUCAUGAUAGUUGUCAAGAUGGAGUGGUGACCAGGUUAGACUCUUCUCAACGCAGACAAUGUUCAUCUCCAGAGCCAUCUGUCAAUGUGAAGACUGAAUCAUUACAGUCUAAAGCAAAGAGGACUGAGAAAUCUACAUCUGUUAGAACACAGGAAAAUCGGCCAACAUCUACAAAGAAGUCUGUAAAAAGAAACAAAGAUCAGUGCAGUUUGGAAUCUGGAAAAGAAUUCUGUGGCAGGAGUGCUCAUCAGAAACACCCUAGAGUUCACACUGGAGAGAAGUCAUAUUGUUGUACUGAAUGUGGUAAACUGUUUUCAAAAAUGAGCAUUCUGCAGAGACACACUAGAGUUCACACGGGAGUGAAGCCAUAUUGCUGUAAUGAAUGUGGUAAACCGUUUUCAGAAAUGAGAAAUCUUCAGAGACACACUAGAGUUCACACUGGAGAGAAGCCAUAUUGCUGUAAUGAAUGUGGGAAACUGUUUUCACUUUUAAACAGUCUUCAGUGCCACACUAGAGUUCACACAGGAGAGAAGCCAUAUUGCUGCACUGAAUGUGGUAAACAGUUUUCACGUAUGAGCAGUCUGAAUGACCACACUAGAGUUCACACUGGAGAGAUGCCAUAUUGCUGUAAUGAAUGUGGUAAACAGUUUUCACUUUUAAACAGUCUCCAGAAACACACUAGAGUUCACACGGGAGAGAAGCCAUAUUGCUGUACUGAAUGUGGUAAACAGUUUUCACAAUACCAGAAUUUGCAGAAACACCCUAGAGUUCACACCGGAGAGAAGUCAUAUUGCUGUACUGAAUGUGGUAAACAGUUUUCAAAAAUGAGCAUUCUUCAGAGACACACUAGAGUUCACACUGGAGAGAUGCCAUAUUGCUGUAAUGAAUGUGGUAAACACUUUUCACGUAUGAGCAAUCUGAAUGACCACACUAGAGUUCACACUGGAGAGAUGCCAUAUUGCUGUUCUGAAUGUGGUAAACAGUUUUCACAAAUAAGCAGUCUUCAAAGCCACUCUAGAGUUCACAGUGGAGAGAAGCCGCAUUGCUGUAAUGAAUGUGGGAAACAGUUUUCAGAAAUGAGCAAUCUUCAGAAACACACUCUAAUUCACACUGGAGAGAAGCCGUAUUGCUGUAAUGAAUGUGGGAAACAGUUUUCACUUUUAAACAGUCUUCAGAGACACACUAGAGUUCACACGGGAGAGAAGCCAUAUUGUUGUAAUGAAUGUGGUAAACAGUUUUCAGACAUGAGUAGUCUUCAGACCCAUACUAGAGUUCACACUGGAGAGAAGCCAUUUUUCUGUAAUGAAUGUGGUAAACAGUUUUCACUAAUGAGCAGUCUUCAAAGACACACUAGAGUUCACAAUAGAAUUAUAAGGGUAGCAGUUCAAAAAUCAGUUCAGAAAAACAAGCACCCUUCAGUACCCGAGAGUGAGGUUCACUCCUGAUCUGAAAAGUAAGCAAACUAAACUAUUGUUGACAAACUAAUCUCUGAGAGAAGCCAUAUUACUGAUUGUAAUGUGGCAAACAAAUCUGUUACAGGAGUUCUCUUCAGAGACGCACCAGAAUUCACACUGGAGAGAAGUACAACUGAACAGUCCUGACUAAAGAGUGAGGUUCACUCCUUCCUGGACAGUAAGCACAUGUAACUGAAUGGAAUCCAUCCUACUUGCUGUUGUGUCAGAAACAAAUUAACACAAUGGAGAAUCAGAAGUUUAUUUUGUUUCUGGAAAAGGAAAAACGACAUAAAGAACAUGGCGUCAUACAAACCGCUUCUCACCAACGCCCCUACAGCCUCCAUCAUGGGCCUAGCUCUGCUUUCAUAACAUACAUAUUACAUAUAGAACUAUCUAUACUAAUAAAAGGCAAAGCCCUCACUGACUGACUGACUGA
Messenger RNA from Polypterus senegalus (gray bichir), 2232 nucleotides. RefSeq names its product gastrula zinc finger protein XlCGF57.1-like. Lineage: Eukaryota; Metazoa; Chordata; Cladistia; Polypteriformes; Polypteridae. The coding region runs from base 120 to 1787 and encodes 555 amino acids. The transcript has 5 exons. The record is from RefSeq and is a predicted model, not a curated record.